AUGCAAGCAUAAGCAAAUGUUUAUUAGUUUGAAGCUGAGCCACAAGUAUCUCACCCCAAAUACCGAGAUUAAGAUUUUUAUGAGGAACUCACAGACCUGCCUGAUGAUGAAUCGAAGAUAAGACCGGAUUAUUAUAUUGAUCGCCCUCCAACUCCGGAAUAUAAGCCAUUACCGAAGGGAAUAGAUGUGGAAACACAGAUUGAAUCUUAUGAGCCUGAUUUGUUUGAUUACAUUUUAGAGGUGGAGCCUGUUUUAUAAGUUUUAGUGGGCAAAUCGGUAGAAUAGGCAAGGAUGGAGUUGAUCGAAGAAUUAGAGAGACAAGAGUUGCAGAUAUAGAAAGCUGCCUUUGAAAAAAAAAGAAAUGCUGAAUUAAUGGUAACUCAGAGAAUGGAAGCAGCCUAUGUUAGAAGAAAGGAAGAAAGAGAAAGGAGAGUCUUGUAACACAAAUUAUAUCAGGAUUAGAUGAAACUGUCAUAAUAAAAAUUUAUAGCUAGAACUCUAUCCAAAAAUGUAGUGAAGGGAGUGAAUUACAGAAUUCUCAAGGAUCUUGAAAAUUUGGGAUUACUGAAAAAUGAUUAUUUAUUGGAAUUGAAGGUUCACUCAUUGCCAUGGCUGAUUCAGAGAAUAAAAUAAAAUUGUGAAAAUAAUUAAAAUUGUCUUCAAAAUAUCAAUCACCUCUUGGAUGAAGUCCAAACCCCAAUCACACAAUAACAUUCAAGUUUUUAUAAUUAAGAACAACAAAGAAGAAGAGCGAUCUUGGAUGAGAGGGAAAGAAUUAGAAUUGAGAUUGAAGAACGUAAAAAGAGAAAGGCUGAAAUCAAAAGAAGAAGAGCAUUAAAAGAAAAAAGAGAAGUCUAAAGAGGAGCAUUCUAUAAUCUCACACUCUCUAAAGCAGAGUCACUCAACUCAAUAUUUCAAGCUAAUAUCUAGGAAGGCACCUCAGAAAUCGGAUAAAAGGGAGUGGUUUUGCACUUGGAUCUAUUUCUACUAUUAGCAGAAGGAUUAGAUCUAAUAACUGGAGAUUAAUUAGAUUAAAUUGAUGAAUCAAUCGUAUAAACUAUUUGGAUGGAUAUCCUUAUGAACAAGUGCAAUACAUUCAAUAUCACAGUAAAUUCAUCCCUUUAGCAAAUAAUUUAAGAAGCAUUUGCUAAGAUGGAAGAAGAUUUAUACAUUUUCGAGAAAAAUUCAAAAUAAGCAACCAUUGAUUAACUCAAAAAUUAAUCACCAUUUUGGGCAUCUUAUGUUUCAUAAUAAUAUGCUCCUAACAUUAGAAAAACUAUAUUGAAUAAAUUGUUGGAUGGCUUCUUUGAUAUUUAUUUUAAAUCAGUAAAUUAUAAAGAGCCUAAACCAAAAGCAGAAGUUAAAUUAAAAACAGAAGAAGCAGACUAACAGCAAUAACCAUCUGACUAAGCCCCACCUUAAUAAUCAGAAGAUUAAUAAUAGUAAUAAUAAUAAUAACCAGAAUAAGUUGAAUAAUAACCAAUCGAGGAUGAAUAUCAAAAACCAGAAAUUACUUAACAUGAUUUAGAAAUGGUGGAAGCUAGAAAGAAAAUUAAUCUCAUCUUCAAAUAACCACAAAAUUAACUUGAAAAUGUCACUGCAGUAGUCAAUCUGCUUGUUCCUUGUUUUGUUGAAGAAUAACCAGAAUAAUAACAAGACCCAGUCAAUCCAGACUCACAAUAAGCUUCACAACAAUAGACUGCAGAACUGUAAUAAUAAUAAGAAUCAGCCGAACCAGUCAAACCUGUUGGAAAAUGGGACUUUGAUCCUAAGACAAUAGAUAUUUACGAUGGAGAGUAGCCAUUGAUUCAGGAAGGGGAAAGAUAAGUAGUAGACUGUUUAUUCUAAUAUGCAUUCUAAGAAUAAGUAAUAGUAAAUGAUGAAAGGGCAGUUGAAUUUUGUAGAUCCUAAAUUUAUACUUAUCUGAAAGAAAAAUUGGAAUCAUUUAUGAAUGUUCCUGAAUUUUAAAGUCUUUAAUUUAAGAAGCUAAAAUAUUCCAAUCUUAAUGUCCCAAUAUAUGAUUUCGAAUUAUGA
Molecule: messenger RNA, 2034 nt
Organism: Paramecium tetraurelia
Lineage: Eukaryota; Ciliophora; Oligohymenophorea; Peniculida; Parameciidae
Exons: 4
Cellular component (GO): cilium
Source: RefSeq, a predicted model, not a curated record